This is a messenger RNA of Bombus impatiens (common eastern bumble bee), 1515 nucleotides long. It is a transcript of the gene 128up, whose product is annotated as GTP-binding protein 128up. The record is from RefSeq and is a predicted model, not a curated record. The coding region runs from base 222 to 1325 and encodes 367 amino acids. Gene Ontology annotation, biological process: cytoplasmic translation. Gene Ontology annotation, molecular function: GTP binding; GTPase activity. Gene Ontology annotation, cellular component: cytoplasm. Lineage: Eukaryota; Metazoa; Arthropoda; Insecta; Hymenoptera; Apidae. The transcript is spliced from 8 exons.
UGUGUGUCGUGUAUGUAGUGAAACAUGUGUUUUAACCUGUCAGCACGUGGAAGUCUUAUGCAGUAACGUAUAUAUAUAUAUAUAUAUAUAUAUAUACACACACACACAUAUAUAUAUAUAUUUCGAUAGUUUUGUAAUGGAAGAACGCGAAAGGGCUUAAAAGAAAUUUACUUAAUUUAAAGUAUAUCGCAAGUUAAAGGAGGUUUCCGUUUUCUAUCAAUAUGAGUACCAUAUUGGAAAAGAUCGCUUCGAUCGAGGCCGAGAUGGCUCGCACUCAAAAGAAUAAGGCUACGUCUGGUCACCUCGGUUUGUUGAAAGCCAAAUUAGCCAAAUUAAGACGAGAACUUAUUACACCGAAAGGUGGUGGAGGUGGUGGGGAGCAAGGUUUUGAAGUAGCUAAAACUGGUGAUGCUAGAAUAGGUUUUGUUGGUUUCCCUUCUGUGGGUAAAUCUACGCUUUUAAGUACUCUUGCUGGUGUUUAUUCCGAAGUUGCAGCGUACGAAUUUACAACUCUUACCACUGUUCCUGGUUGUAUAAAGUAUAAGGGUGCAAAAAUACAGUUACUCGAUCUACCAGGUAUCAUUGAAGGCGCGAAAGAUGGUAAAGGACGUGGGAGACAAGUAAUUGCAGUUGCAAGAACUUGUAGUUUGAUAUUUAUUGUUCUGGAUGUACUGAAACCGCUUGGACAUAAAAGAUUAAUAGAGCACGAAUUGGAAGGUUUUGGACUUCGUUUAAAUAAACAGCCACCCAACAUUACUUUCCGCAAAAAAGAUAAAGGUGGCAUUAAUUUCCAAACCACGUGCACACAGUCGGAACUCGACUUAGAAACAGUGAAAAGCAUUCUGUCCGAAUAUAGAAUACACAAUGCGGAUAUUACUUUACGAUAUGAUGCCACAUCCGACGAUCUAAUUGAUGUCAUCGAGGGAAAUCGCGUCUACGUACCGUGUAUUUAUUUACUCAACAAAAUAGAUCAAAUUAGCAUCGAGGAACUAGAUAUAAUUUAUAAAAUACCGCAUUGCGUUCCUAUUUCUGCUCAUCACAAGUGGAACUUUGACGACCUCCUUGAAAAAAUGUGGGAAUACUUACAGUUGGUCAGAAUCUAUACCAAACCGAAGGGUCAACUGCCAGAUUAUAAUUCUCCGGUAGUAUUAAACAGAGAGAAACGGACGGUUGAAGACUUUUGUAAUAAAUUGCACCGAUCUAUCGCAAAAGAGUUUAAGUAUGCCCUUGUGUGGGGUUCGUCUGUCAAACAUCAACCACAAAAAGUCGGAAAAGAUCACAUAUUAUGUGACGAGGAUGUCGUACAGAUUGUAAAAAAAGUAUAAUUUUUAUUAAAUAUUCGGCGUACAGUUACUAUUAAUUAUUAUUGAAUAGAUUUUUAUAGACCGCCUUCUGUAAUUAAAAAUGUCGUAAUUUUGGAGUUUAUCUUGUUUUUGUUCGUACAAAAUUAUGGAAUAUUUUGGUCAGAAUAGUGUAACACGAGAUGCGUUAAAGGACAUACACAAGGAAAAGAUA